Messenger RNA from Arabidopsis arenosa, 1307 nucleotides. The record is from the annotation of a GenBank genome assembly. Lineage: Eukaryota; Viridiplantae; Streptophyta; Magnoliopsida; Brassicales; Brassicaceae.
UCUAUUCUUGAUCACACAAAUGCAUUACAAUCCUCAUCUUCCUCGUUAUACUCUCCUCCGAAUACCAUAAAGGAGUCACAUAGAAAUGAUGAAAAGAUUUAAAGUGUGGUCGUACAAAGAAGGAGAGCAGCCACUGGUUCACGAUGGACCGGUAAAUGAUAUCUACGGAAUCGAGGGACAGUUCAUUGACGAGCUUAGUAACGUGAUGGGCGGACCAAGUGGCCGGUUUAGGGCUAGCCGGCCGGAAGAAGCUCAUGCCUUCUUCUUACCGUUCUCCGUUGCCAACAUUGUCCACUACGUCUACCAACCCAUUACCUCGCCGGCUGAUUUCAACCGGGCCCGCCUCCACCGGAUUUUUAACGAUUAUGUAGACCUCGUUGCUCGCAAGCACCCUUUUUGGAACCAAAGCAAUGGUGCUGACCAUUUCAUGGUCUCUUGCCACGAUUGGGCUCCCGAUGUGGCGUAUAGUAAACCAGAGUUUUUCAAGGACUUCAUGAGAGGACUAUGCAACGCCAACAAAACAGAAGGUUUUAGACCAAACAUCGAUUUCUCUAUACCGGAGAUUAACAUUCCUAAAAGGAAGCUAAAGCCACCGUUCAUGGGCCAAACCCCUGAGAACAGGACGAUCUUGGCUUUCUUUGCAGGAAGAGCUCACGGAUACAUAAGGGAAGUCUUGUUCACUCACUGGAAGGGCAAGGAUAAAAAUGUUCAAGUGUAUGACCACCUCACAAAGGGACAAAACUAUCAUGAAUUGAUUGGUCAUAGCAAGUUUUGUCUUUGUCCUAGUGGCUACGAGGUGGCUAGUCCUAGAGAGGUCGAAGCCAUCUACUCAGGCUGCAUCCCGGUUGUGAUAUCAGACAACUACUCGCUUCCGUUCAACGACGUGCUUGAUUGGAGCAAGUUCUCGGUAGAGAUCCCGGUCGACAAAAUCCCUGAUAUUAAGAAGAUUUUGCAAGAGAUUCCGCAUGACAAGUAUAUAAGGAUGUAUCAAAAUGUUAUGAAAGUUAGAAGGCAUUUUGUGGUGAACCGCCCGGCUCAACCGUUUGAUGUGAUCCACAUGAUACUUCAGUCCGUUUGGUUAAGGAGGCUAAACAUUAGGUUGCCUUCUUGAUAGUAUAUAUUACUAUAUUUAAUGGUUUUAGCUACAACAAAAAAAUAGUCAUUGCAUUUCAAUACCUUUUGUUCUUAUAUUUCUUUCAAGAGUUAUUUCAAAAAUUCUCAUUGAACUAAAAACAGUUGUCUAGAGUAUUAAUUACUCAUAUACAGUACGUUGUAAAAAAUUGUUAGAAUAAAGAAUUUCAGUUUUG